Daucus carota subsp. sativus is the source of this 1739-nucleotide messenger RNA. RefSeq names its product probable amino acid permease 7. Lineage: Eukaryota; Viridiplantae; Streptophyta; Magnoliopsida; Apiales; Apiaceae. Gene Ontology annotation, cellular component: membrane. Gene Ontology annotation, biological process: amino acid transmembrane transport. The transcript has 7 exons. Bases 223 to 1635 code for a protein of 470 amino acids. Gene Ontology annotation, molecular function: amino acid transmembrane transporter activity. The record is from RefSeq and is a predicted model, not a curated record.
AGAGAAUACUAGAUAUUUAUAGCAAUAGACUAUGAAUUCAAGAACGGAAUGAUGGUGACAUUCCUGAAUAAUUGAAGUAGAAGGGUCCAUGUUCCAAAUCGUUGGCUUGUAGCUGCAAGAAAUGAUGAUAUAUUAGUAUAAUCCAAUGGAAUCAAACUGUUGACCUAUUGUUAAGUGAAUGUUAGCAGAUAAUCAAGAUUCAGAUUAGCAGACUAGUUAGUCAUGGGAGAAGAAAACAAUGAAGAGACCCAUCUUUUAUUGCCCAACUCAACUAAGCUCCCCUCUUCUUCAAUCUCAUCUCUUCAUCCUGAACGCACUGGGAACAUAUGGACUGCUGUGGCACAUAUAAUAACAGGGGUGAUAGGGUCUGGAGUGCUAUCUCUGGCCUGGAGUAUGGCGCAGCUUGGCUGGAUUGCGGGUCCUUUAUUCAUGCUUUCCUUUGCACUCAUGUCUCUUGUUUCUGUUUUUCUUUUAUGUGAAUGCUAUCGAUCUCCUGACCCUGAUUUCGGACCCUCCAGAAAUGGUACUUAUGUUGAUGCUGUUAAGGCCAUCUUAGGGAAUUGGAGUUUCCGCUUAUGUGAUGUACUUUAUAGAUUGAAUCUGUUCAAGACUGCAGUUGUCUAUAUCAUUACCUCUGGAAUUAGCAUGAGAGCGAUUCAGCAAUCAAACUGUUAUCACAAGGAAGGACACGAGGCUUCUUGUCAAUAUAAAGAUACUUCUUAUAUGCUCCUAUUUGGAAUUGUUCAAAUUUUUGUCUCUCAAAUACCUGAUUUUAGUAAUACAAAGUGGCUGUCUGUUGUUGCUGCUAUCAUGUCCUUCACGUAUUCUGGUAUUGGAUCUGCACUUGGCUUGGCCAAAGUACUAGGAGAUGGACAAAUCAAAGGGAGCAUUCGAGGAGUUCCAGCUGCUACUACAGCUCAGAAAGUAUGGUCAAGCUGUCAAGCAAUUGGAGACAUGGCUUUUGGCUUCAGUUACUCUUUAAUUCUUCUCAACAUACAGGAUACCUUGAGAUCUCCUCCACAAGAAAAGGUCACCGUGAAGAAGGCAUCUGUAAUUUCAACCAGCAUUACCACUUUCUUUUACCUAUGCUGUGGAUGCUUUGGCUAUGCAGCUCUUGGGGAUUCCACUCCAGGGAACAUCCUCACAGGUUUUGGAUUCUAUGAACCAUACUGGCUUAUUGACUUUGCUAAUGCUUGCAUUGUCCUCCAUUUAGUUGGAGGAUAUCAGGUAUUUUGUCAGCCACAGUUUACACUUGCAGAAAGACCGUUAGCUGAGAAGUUCCCAGACAGUGUAUUUGUAUGUAAAAACUUUCCUGUAAAACUUCCAUGGUUGCCAUCAUUUAGUCUAAACCUUCUCAGAUUGUGCUUCCGAACAGCUUAUGUUGCGUUAACUAUUACAAUUGGAAUGAUCUUCCCUUACUUCAACCAAGUUAUUGCAGUAGCAGGAGCUCUCACUUAUUGGCCUUUGGUGAUACAUUUCCCUUUGGAAAUGUACUUGGUGCAGAAAAACAUUAGACCUUAUACAGGGAAGUGGAUCGCUCUUCGUGUCUAUAGCACCAUUGCCUUGAUUGUGGCAAUGUUUGCCUUGGUUGGCUCCGUAGAGGGACUUAUAAGCGCAAAAUUUGGCAGUGGCUAACUCAAAAUCUUUAAGAAUAUUGAAAUUAUGUAUAAAGCUGUACAUUGCCUGAUAAAAUUGUUUGCAGAUGAUGAAGAAAACGUCACAGUUCAAUUUUUUCACAA